This is a messenger RNA of Papilio polytes (common Mormon), 1799 nucleotides long. RefSeq names its product DNA-directed RNA polymerase III subunit RPC3 (gene Polr3C). The transcript is spliced from 12 exons. Bases 196 to 1611 code for a protein of 471 amino acids. Gene Ontology annotation, molecular function: single-stranded DNA binding. Gene Ontology annotation, biological process: DNA-templated transcription. The record is from RefSeq and is a predicted model, not a curated record. Lineage: Eukaryota; Metazoa; Arthropoda; Insecta; Lepidoptera; Papilionidae. Gene Ontology annotation, cellular component: RNA polymerase III complex.
CAAUGACAUUGACGUUUGCCUUUGAUUUUGUAAACAUCGGCAUGCAUCAUGCUAACCUUUAUUUUCUAAUGAAAUUGAAAAAUAAUUACAAAUGAUUAUGAAUUUCUUAAAGAAAUUCAACUUUAGAAAAAGGUAAAAUAAACCAACAAACCCUUAAGUUAGCAAUAAGUUAAAUUCUGUAUAAGAACAAGCAAAAUGUCGCACCAAUUGGGGCGAGUGGUUUCAGAGAUUUUACACCAAUAUUUUGGUGAAAUUGUGCAAAAAGUUGGACACGAUUUGUUUAUUUACGGUAGCAAGCCAAUUCCUAUGAUUGUAAAGACUACUGGAUUGCCGCGUAAACAGGUAGUUGAUAGUUUGCGCACACUAGUCAAAUUUGAUUUGGUAUCAUUUGAGCCAUCCUUCAACGAAGUAGUUGCUGACUAUAAGCUGAACCCUGACAAUGUCCUUCUUCUCAUUAGAUAUCCAAGAUAUCUCCUGCAAAUAAAGACAAAGUUUGGUUCGGAAGCUGAAUUAUUGGUGGAGGAACUCUUACAGCAAGCAUCAUGUACUGCAAGUGUGUUGAUGGUCACAGUAGCUGCCAAAUAUAAAGAUGAUAAGGAGAAGAAUAUAACAUUAGUGAAGUUACGAGAUAUAUUUAUUAGUAUAGCAACAGCUAGAUAUAUUCAGCAAGCACCAGUAGCAGACAAUAGUGAGGUGCCUUCACUGGAGCCUGUGGCGACAAUCGUACCGGAUAUUGAUGUAAGACAGCUAGCGCAGGCAAUGGCAACAGAUACAUUAGCUGAUGUUAACGAUAAUAUCUACUGGAAAGUAAAUUUCGACAGAUUCCAUCAGGACUUCAGAGAUGACAUAAUGGUAAAAGCUAUCACUCGACGGAUUGAUGAAAAUGCGGGCGAGCUGAUGCGGCUGCUGCUGCAGCAGAUGUACCUGUCGUCGGCGGAGUGGGCGGCCGAGUCCAACCCCACGCCGGCGCUGGAGCUGCGCACGGCCGUCCAGCGCGCCGACUUCACCGACUGCGCCGGCGCGGACUGCGACCGCAAACUGCUGCAGACGCACAUCGACCAGUAUCUUAGAGUUUUAGAGGAGAGUGGCGCGGGGUUCGUGCGUCGGUCGGGCGAGUCCGGCGGCGGGCUGUACGCGGUGCGCGGCCGCCACGCCGCGCUGCAGCUGCUGCUGGACGCGCUCGACCACUGCGUCACGGAGCGCCUCGGCUCCAACGCUGCUAGGAUAUUCAGAUUGAUUCGCACAAAGAAAUACAUAGAGGAGGACGAUAUCCAGAAGCACGCGAUGUUGCCCAACAAGGAGUGCAAAGAGCUCACAUACAAGCUGCUGGAGGAACACUUUAUUAGUAUACAGCCGAUGCGCAAGGCGGCGUCGUCCGGAGCGAUGGCCAAAGCUGUGUACUUGUAUCAUAUUAAACUACACCACGUGGCGCAAAGUCUGCGCGAGCUGUGUCACCGCCAACACAUUGAUGACGUGGAGGAGACGCUGACGCCGCCGGAGCUGUCCCUGCUGAAGGACGUGGAGGCGCGCCUCAAGCAGCUGAGCGGCGCGCAGCUCGCGCUCGACAAGAACCUCUUCAUACUCAACUGGUACUUCAUGUACCCGCAGUGAGCUCUGCCGCCGGUGUAGAGUUUUAAAUUGUGUUUUUCGCAUCGACUUAUGGGAUAAUCCGAGAUGUUAAGAUAUUUGAUGUCUCCUAUACCAGUGGAGAGCCGCAGUCUGGUUUUUUAAGUGACUUCGUAAAAUUUUCAAGGAAAUGCAAGAACAUUGUUCACAUUAAUAAAUAUUUGUUAAUAUAA